UUGCUUCUUCACCUCAAACCAAGUGAUCAAUACCUCAAAAUCCCCUCUCUCUCUCUCUCUCUCUCUCUCUCUCUCUCUCUCUCUCUCAAGCAUACAUUACUGGUUUCUAAACUAGUUUUUGUUUUCGACGAAUGUUAUGGGGAAAAUUCCUUGUUGUGACAAAAACGGAUUGAAAAGGGGUCCCUGGACUCCGGAGGAAGAUAAAAAACUGAUUGAUUACAUUCAGAAACACGGGCAUGGGAGAUGGCGAACCCUGCCUAAGAAUGCAGGGCUAAAAAGGUGUGGAAAGAGCUGUCGCCUCAGGUGGGCAAACUAUCUGAGACCUGACAUUAAGAGAGGGAGGUUCUCAUUUGAAGAAGAAGAGAUCAUAAUACAGUUACACAGUGUUUUGGGAAACAAGUGGUCUGCUAUUGCCUCUCGCUUGCCAGGAAGAACCGACAACGAGAUCAAGAACUAUUGGAACACACACAUCAGAAAGAGGCUAUUGAGAAUGGGAAUUGAUCCUGUGACUCACACCCCACGUCUUGAUCUUCUUGAACUCUCCUCCGCCAUCUGUUCAACUCUCUACAACUCAUCAUCACCACACAAUCCGCAGAUUAAUGUUCCAAAUCUGCUUGGAAUUGGACCUAUAAUGGAUCCAGACCUCCUCAACUUGGCCACCACUUUCCUAUCAUGCCAGCAAAACCAAAUUGGUUUUUCACAAAUUAAUCAAACCCAGUUUCAAUCCCAAUUAACCCAAGCAAGCCAGAUCCAAAACCCGGUUCAAGAAAUCCAAUCUUGCACAACAUCAAACACUUUGAAUGUCCCAUUUCUUAGCUACCCGGGUUCUUCAAAUGUAGCUGGCCAGGGUUUUGUUCCUACAACAAACCAGUUGGGUUCUUAUGACUCUAAAUAUGACUCCAUGAUUAGCCAUAUUCCACACCAAAAUUACAACCAGCCAUGCAUUUCCAAUAACGUGAAUCAAUAUCAAAACUUUCAGAACAUGAGUAGAUUUGGUUCAGUUCUAUCGUCAACACCUUCGUCAAGCCCGGCAACCACGUUGAAUUCGUCACCGGCUAUAACCUACAUCAAUAGUAGCACUGAAGAUGAGAGGGAUAGUUUCUGCAGCAAUAUCUUAAUGUACCAAGACAUUCCCAAUGCCUUGAACGCCACCAAACUUUUGUACGAAAAAAACAUCAUAAAUUAACUAGUUGAGGGUGUGUAGCAUGCAGGAAUCAAAGUUGGUGUCAGUUUUUAAAUUAGUGUUCUGAGUUUAUCUUGGAAUUUGAAUUAAUUAAUGUAUGAUUUUCUAAUU
Molecule: messenger RNA, 1294 nt
Organism: Prunus dulcis (almond)
Lineage: Eukaryota; Viridiplantae; Streptophyta; Magnoliopsida; Rosales; Rosaceae
Product: transcription factor MYB41
Exons: 3
Coding region: 137-1186 (349 amino acids)
Source: RefSeq, a predicted model, not a curated record